AUGCCGGAAACCUUCAAGGUCAUAAAGAAGUCAUACAAUCAUUACACAGCCGCGUUCAUCUUCUAUGGUAAUAGCCACACGAAGUCAUCGCCGGCAACGGGGGUUGAAUAUCACGCUCUGCAGAGCCUAAGCUUGCCAACCAUACUGACGACGAUGGGAUCGAUAUGCUCGCGGCCCGAGGAGCCCAAGGUCCGAGUGCUCGCGCAUCCGAUCCGGGACUCGGUGGCCCUCCGCCAACGCAUAUCGCUCAACAGGCAGACCCUCGCCCGGAUCCUGGAACAAAUCGGCCACCCUGCUGCACAUCACGCCCGCCGCCAACCCGGGCCGUCCGGGCGACUGGGGGGGCCACAAAAGAAUCGUGCUCAAACAUCAUCAUCCCUUCCCUGCGAGAGCAAGACCGGCAGAAACCGGAGGACGAUGAGGAGCUCCUUUGGCCACACGAUAAUGCGGAAGCGGCGCACAGCGAAGCCCAUAAACGUGAACAAGCCACUCCCGCCACUCCCGGCACUCCCGCCGCCGCCGCCGCCGCCAUCGUCGUUGUCGACCACGACCCCUACGCCUACGCCGAUUCCGACCUCGACUCCGAUCCCGACAGCCGUUUCCGCCGGUCGGGCCGAGCCGGCGCCGGAGCACAAGCAUCAGAAGGCACACGCGCAGCACGAGCGGGAGCACAUCGCGAGACACCGGGCAGAAGCGCUGCGGUGCCUCGAGUCGCGCGGCCGGGCGCGGGGGCGCGCCGCAUCCCAUUCGCCGACCAGGGUGCCGAGCAUCAUCCUCCGGCGGAUCGUCGGGAGGAGGCGGGCCGGCGCGAUAUUGUUGGGAGGAGAAGGGGGGAUGAGAGUGGUUUGCUGA
Messenger RNA from Thermothelomyces thermophilus ATCC 42464, 852 nucleotides. RefSeq lists its product as uncharacterized. Bases 1 to 852 code for a protein of 283 amino acids. The record is from RefSeq and is a predicted model, not a curated record. The transcript has a single exon. Lineage: Eukaryota; Fungi; Ascomycota; Sordariomycetes; Sordariales; Chaetomiaceae.